Molecule: messenger RNA, 867 nt
Organism: Kalmanozyma brasiliensis GHG001
Lineage: Eukaryota; Fungi; Basidiomycota; Ustilaginomycetes; Ustilaginales
Product: High mobility group box domain protein
Exons: 1
Coding region: 1-867 (288 amino acids)
Source: RefSeq, a predicted model, not a curated record
AUGAGGACAGCCGUCCAAGCUAAGCAGCCUCUGGCUCGCAACGUCAUGCCCGCCGCCGUCAACGCCGCCAACUUUGCCACCACCGCCGCUCCCAAGGAGACCAAGAAGCGCGCCUCCUCCACCACCACCAAGGCCAAGGCCGGCACCUCCAAGGCCAACGCCGCCGUCGCUGUCGCCGCCGAUGCGGCCGGCGCUACCGCCAAGCGCGGCGGUGCCAAGGCCAAGGCCCCCAAGAAGGAGAAGCUCAAGCCCUGGCAGGCACGCGGCGCCGACGGCAAGCUCCUCCCGCUCCCCUCGGCCAGCAAGCCCACCCUGCGUUCGUCGUUCCUGAUCUACAUGUCGGAACGCGUCUCGCAGCUCAAGGGUGAUGCUCAGUACCAGAAGACCUCGCCCAAGACCGGCGCUCAGGUCGUCGACAUUGUCAAGAUGGCCAAGGCCGUCGGUGCCGAAUGGGCUCAGCUCCCUCCCCACCUCAAGGCCCGCUACGAGGCCCAGCACGAGCAGGAGAAGGCCGCCUACGAGCAGGCGCUCGCCGAGUGGAAGGCCGCUCUCUCGCCCGACGACAUCAAGCGCCAGAACGCCUACAUUGCCUCGCAGAAGAAGAAGGGUAUCAAGGGUACCGCCUUCCUCCGCGACCCCGCCAAGCCCAAGCGUCCCAACUCGGCCUUCUUCGAGUUCCUCAACGACCUGCGUGCCAGCGAGGCCGUGAUCCCCAACAUCACCGAGUUUUCCAAGCGCGGUGGUGAGCGAUGGAAGCAGAUGUCGGCUGAGCAGAAGGCUCCUUACGAGCAGCGCGCGCUGCAGGCUCUCGAGCAGUACAAGCGUGACCUCGAGGUGUACAACAGCACUCGCGGCCCCGAGCUCUAG